Messenger RNA from Folsomia candida, 3348 nucleotides. RefSeq names its product E3 ubiquitin-protein ligase arih1 (gene ari-1). Gene Ontology annotation, molecular function: ubiquitin protein ligase activity; zinc ion binding; ubiquitin conjugating enzyme binding. Bases 586 to 2076 code for a protein of 496 amino acids. Lineage: Eukaryota; Metazoa; Arthropoda; Collembola; Entomobryomorpha; Isotomidae. Gene Ontology annotation, biological process: positive regulation of proteasomal ubiquitin-dependent protein catabolic process; protein polyubiquitination; ubiquitin-dependent protein catabolic process. Gene Ontology annotation, cellular component: cytoplasm; ubiquitin ligase complex; nucleus. The record is from RefSeq and is a predicted model, not a curated record. The transcript is spliced from 15 exons.
ACCACCACCACAAACAAAUAUCUCUCAUCUGAUUCAGCAACCUUCCCUUCGUUUUAGUCCCAUUUACUCUUUCUUUGUACUUUUGCUGCAUCAAACAGAAAUCCAUUGUUACUGCACCACGACAUUUCUUAUGACAUCAGCUUAGAGAAUAAAAUUUGUUUAGGUUUUAUCCGACUGGUCAAUUUCCCCAACACCAACUUUGACACGACAAAAAGGACGAGACCUGUACGAAACUUGAAUUCCUAGGAAGGAGCCCAGGUGGGACCAGUAGUGUGGCAGCAGUGGGACUUCAAAGUCGAAAUUGGUGGGCGAGGGCGUAAAGAAAGUAAGGAGCCUCAGCCAGGCCCUUCAUCUGGUCAUCGUCAUCACAUUUCUCCUCCCCCGACAAGACGAAGUCACAAUAACUCGCAUCCAACCAGAAAUUCCACUACACAUGACGACACUGUUGUUGUUGCUGCCGCUGCCACCCUCAAAUUUCCCACAAAGAAACCAAAGUUGAGCGAGCAUUGUGCAGAAGAAGACGACAAGGCUGUCGUCCAAGUUCCUGCAGCAAACCUGUCUAACGACGAGGACGACGACGUCGACAUGGAUUCUUCUGAAGAAUAUGAAGAUAGCGGAAAUGAGUCGAGUGGCGAGGAUGUGGAAUUCGCCAUGGAACGAGAUGAUCGGGCUGCAAAUGAACGAAAUCCCGAAGAUGAUUACCCAUUUAGUGUUCUUUCAACCAAGGAUAUAGUGGAGCAUAUGGUCGAUAGCAUUAGAGAAGCAAAUACCGUUCUACAACUUCCACCUACGACUAUGCGCAUUCUGCUAAACCAUUUCGGCUGGGAUAGAGAGAAAUUGCUUGAAGCUUACUAUGACGGAGAUCAAGAGCAAUUAUUUCGGGACGCACGGAUCGUAAAUCCAACUGUUACUCGGGCUCCCGUUAUCAUACCUGCAAGUGGAGUGGAAGAGUGUGAAAUUUGUUAUCUGACAAAGCGAUCGGAAAUGAUGUAUGGGAUGGAGUGUGGACAUCGAUUUUGUAAACAAUGUUGGUCCGAAUAUUUGACAACCAAGAUCAUCGAAGAAGGAAUGGGUCAAACGAUUGCAUGCGCUGCCCAUAACUGCCCCAUCUUGGUUGAUGAUAAAACAGUCACUGAACUGGUCACUGAUCCAAAAGUUAAACUGAAAUAUCAGCAUUUAAUAACCAACAGCUUUGUACAGUGCAAUCGGCUGAUGCGAUGGUGUCCUUCUGCGGAUUGCACGAACGCUAUUCGAGUACAGUGGGUCGAUUGGCGACCAGUCACUUGCGCUUGCGGAUUUACGUUCUGUUUCCAAUGUGGACAUGGGUGGCACGAUCCUGUAAAAUGCCAGUGGCUCAAAAAGUGGCUCAAAAAAUGCGAUGAUGAUUCGGAAACUUCCAAUUGGAUCGCCGCUAAUACAAAAGAGUGCCCGAAAUGUGGAGCCACGAUUGAGAAAGACGGUGGAUGCAAUCAUAUGGUUUGUAAAAAUCAGAACUGCAAAGCAGAUUUCUGUUGGGUUUGUUUGGGGCCGUGGGAUCCGCAUGGAUCAUCUUGGUAUAACUGUAACCGAUUUGACGAACUUGAGGCAAGAUCUGCUCGUGAUGCCCAAGAACGAUCUCGUGCAGCUCUCCAGCGCUACUUGUUUUACUGCAAUCGAUACAUGAAUCAUAUGCAAAGUUUAAAGUUUGAGCACAAACUAUAUGCUUCCGUAAAGGACAAGAUGGAAGAAAUGCAACAGCAUAACAUGUCUUGGAUUGAAGUGCAAUUUCUGAAGAAGGCAGUGGAUAUUUUAUGCCUAUGUCGUCAGACACUUAUGUACACAUACGUAUUUGCCUUCUAUCUUGGAAAGACUAACGACUCUGCAAUAUUUGAAGACAACCAGAAAGAUUUGGAAUCUGCUACCGAAAAACUCUCAGAGUACCUCGAAAGAGAUAUCACUUCCGAAAAUCUCGCAGAUAUCAAACAAAAGGUUCAAGACAAAUAUCGCUACUGCGAAAGUCGUCGACAAGUUCUUUUAGAUCACGUCCACGAAGGAUAUGAGAAGGAUUUAUGGGCCUACAAUACUACCAUCUUAUAACUUAGCCUUUGUCCGUCAAAAUUAAUACCACUUCUCGUUCUCGUAAGCCAUAAACACGACACGAUAUAGACAUGACGUCGUGUCUAUGUUGCUUAUAUAUAUAUAUCCACUCUCAAUUGAAUAACAUUUGCCGAACAGCCUGACGCCCGUUUCUAGAUGAUUUCAACCAUUUAAAAAAAAUCUGUGGUAUGUGUUUGUAUGCCGAAAAUACCUCCACUUAUUCCAAAUUCAAACUUAUUUCAAUUCCUUUGUGAUCAAUAAACGUUAACCUUAAUACAAGCGUGGAUGGGGCUAGGUUCUUUUCUGGGUUUCGAUUUUUGUUGAUAGUAUUUUGGAAUUUUAAAAUUGUUUGAAAAUUAAAGUAAAGAAUUUGGAAACGUCGUAAAAUACGGUUUCUGUAUUAAUGAAUUUAGUGUAUUAUGAUAAUUCGGUUUAUGCAUUGUUUAAAUUGGAAUUUAGCUAGUCAUUACUCUUCAGGUAUGAUUUUAAUUUUCUUUGUAAGAACAUUAUGCAUAUUUUAUUAUUACCACAAACACAAAUCUAUGUAAAAUUUCAAAAAAAGUUCCCUGAUUGUUUUCCUUGAUGUGCGGAUUGUAAUACUUGUUUUUCUUCAGAAUUUAGGCAAUACUAUAUGAUCAUUCAUGCCUCGAUGAAUUUAGGUAUGUGAUAGAUUUUGAUUUCACUUAGAUCUUAGAAAUUGCCCCUCAUAUAUAUUUAAAAAACAGUAAUAUUAACUACUUGAAUAAUUGAUCGUUCCCUCGCGUAACAUGGAACACAAAAACAGUAAUAUGCCUACAAAUUCUAUGCAAGUUUACAGUUAUACAAAUACACUAACAAGAAAGUCACUAUGUGAUACGCGGUUGUAUAUGUAAAAUUAUAAUAUUAUUUAAUUUCUUUGAAAUAUCAUGUUUGCUUAAGAAGAACUAAACAAAACCAACACAAGCUCAUGUUUUGCUCGCUGUUGCUGUGUUUCUGCUAACACUUCUUUUAAUAUAUGCAAACUUAUUGGAUUUUUUGUGCUACUGAUAUAGGUAACAUUUAAAUGCUUCUACAUAGAUUUGUGGGAAACAUGUUGAUCUUCUUGAUUUUGUCUGUUUUAAACAAUCGCAUUAAUUAUAUACUCGUAAUUGUAGUUUUAUAUUUAACUAGAAAUCUGAUUUUUGUUCAUUAUCAAAAUUUGUAUUGUAAUUUUCUAUUUCAGAAUGCAUUAUUAUUUAAUUGUGAUAGUUUUGAAAUAUUUGAGGAAUCAAAAAAUAAAAAUGUGACAGAAAA